GUGGUGCGCAUUCAGGUGCAGAUCCAGGAAACCCUGCGCAGACAGUAUUCCCAGCAUCCUUCGGUGCAGGGAGCCAUUACACAGCUGGACUCCGAGCUCAUGGACAUUACCAAGCUGUACGGUGAGUUUGCGGAUCAUUUCCGGCUGUCGGAAUGUAAGCUGGCCAUCAUUCACUGCGCGGGGCAUUCGGACCCCAUCCUGGUGCACUCGCUGUGGCAGGAGAUCGUGGAGAAGGAGCUGAGCGACAGUGUGGCCAUGAGCCCGGCGGACCGCAUGAGAGCUCUGAGCCUGAAGCUCGUGUCGCUGGGGAAGUUAUACGCCGGAACACCUCGAUACUUCCCAUUAGCCUUUGACGUGUGCGAUCAAUGUUGUGAUCACGUGGAUCAGCGUACGAUCACAUCAGUGUGA
Messenger RNA from Sinocyclocheilus rhinocerous, 408 nucleotides. RefSeq names its product nuclear pore complex protein Nup155-like. The transcript has 4 exons. The annotation marks the transcript as partial. Gene Ontology annotation, biological process: protein localization to nuclear inner membrane; RNA export from nucleus; protein import into nucleus. Gene Ontology annotation, cellular component: nuclear pore inner ring; nuclear pore. Gene Ontology annotation, molecular function: structural constituent of nuclear pore. The record is from RefSeq and is a predicted model, not a curated record. Lineage: Eukaryota; Metazoa; Chordata; Actinopteri; Cypriniformes; Cyprinidae.